Tachysurus vachellii is the source of this 786-nucleotide messenger RNA. RefSeq lists its product as uncharacterized. The record is from RefSeq and is a predicted model, not a curated record. The transcript has 2 exons. Lineage: Eukaryota; Metazoa; Chordata; Actinopteri; Siluriformes; Bagridae. The coding region runs from base 34 to 786 and encodes 250 amino acids.
UUGACUGUACAAAGAGAGCAUUGUGUGCAGGCCAUGUCGCGCCCACGGAGAGGCCGGCGACGAGUCCAGCGACCCCUCACCUGUGCACGGUUGGAGGCAAGCCCGCGGGGUGUCGCUUGUCGCCUCGACGACGCUCCUGGCUACUGCUACACAUGCAUCCAACUGGACAUCGAGGUGGACCAGUCUGACUUCGUCUGGAGGGACUUCGACCUGGGUGCCGCGCCGCAUCGUACCUGGCUGACAUACCCGUCCCCGCCGACGGCUGACACCUGGUUCACGUUGCUGGAGGACACACGCCCCGUGUCACUUAUCCUUGCACACGCAGAUCUAGUCCUCCCUGAAGGACUGUGGGUUCAUUCAUGCUACAAGAAUGACUAUAUUCUUGACAGAGGACUGCUUUUGCAGGUGCACACAUAUGAGAUACAUCGUUCCUUUUGUGUGGCCUCAACGUAUGGACAUGGACGUAAACAUGCGUAUAUUAUUUCUCGCCAUAUACGGCAAGCCGCCAUGCGACAGUACUGUACUCUAUUCUUUUGUGGGUAUAAACUUUGGACGUCUCAUACCAAAGAUGUGCAACAAGGACUACAGGAUAUGCAAGAACCACCCAUGUUCAUGCACUCAUGGACAGGAGGUGAUUCGGAUGCGGUUGUUCCUGUAACUCGAGACUAUCACGCUUAUCGCAACAGAAACAUUUGGGGUUCCCUACGCGCAGGCCGUCACAUUUGGGCCCCCUUGCCACGGUGGAUUCGAACCAUGCAUCGCAAUCAUUAUUGGUGGUGGUCAUGA